Messenger RNA from Diospyros lotus (date-plum), 2610 nucleotides. RefSeq lists its product as uncharacterized. The transcript is spliced from 4 exons. The coding region runs from base 114 to 1694 and encodes 526 amino acids. Gene Ontology annotation, molecular function: ATP binding; enzyme activator activity; DNA binding. NCBI's taxonomy places the organism in Eukaryota, Viridiplantae, Streptophyta, Magnoliopsida, Ericales, Ebenaceae. The record is from RefSeq and is a predicted model, not a curated record. Gene Ontology annotation, biological process: DNA-templated DNA replication; regulation of DNA repair. Gene Ontology annotation, cellular component: nucleus.
CCAAGUACCCAAGAAGCUUUCCCAUCUUCUCGCGGCUCCCAAAGAAGGGGCUUUUUAUUUCCCACCACUUCCAAACCCGCUGUAAAUAGUGGCUCCCCGGGAUUCCGAUCAAGAUGGAGCUGCAGCAGCUGUUGAGCAUGGGCUUCUCCAACGACUUGGCGUCUCAAGCUCUCGCCGCCACUGGUGGCAAAUCCACUGCCCUCGCCACCGAAUGGAUUCUCACCCACAAAUCCAACUCCAACGAUCCAAACCCAAACCCUACCUCCAAUCCCGUCCAACCCAAACUCGACCGCUUCUUCCACUCCCAAUCCGAACCUCCAUCAUCAUCAAAACAACAAAAUUCUCACAAAGAAGAAGUAGAAGACAAUGAGUCGCUUCCUAGAAAGCGCCUCAAACUAUCACCGCCGCCGCCGCAUGCGCCGUUAUCGGAGCGAAUGCGGCCGCGUACCAUCGACGACGUGGUGGGGCAGGACCACCUUCUCUCCAGGAGCUCCAUUAUCCGGUCGGCAAUCGACUGCAACCGCCUUCCUUCUAUUAUUCUCUGGGGUCCACCCGGUACCGGCAAGACCUCGAUUGCAAGAGCCAUCGUGAACUCUUCUUCUUCUUCCGCAAAUUCCUACGUAUUCGUGUCUUUGUCGGCUGUGACUUCUGGCGUUAAGGACGUGCGGGACGCCGUCGAAGAAGCCAGGAGAGUGAAGCUGAAGAGCCGAAAAAGAACGGUUCUUUUCGUGGACGAGGUUCACCGGUUCAACAAGUCGCAGCAGGACUCGUUCUUGCCGGUGAUCGAGGACGGGAGCAUCGUGUUCUUCGGCGCCACCACCGAGAACCCGUCUUUCCACUUGAUCACGCCGUUGUUGUCUCGCUGUAGGGUCCUUACGCUGAACCCCCUUAGUCCCGAUCAUGUUUCGGCCAUCCUCCACCGCGCCGCAUCUGAUUCCGAGCGGGGUGUGUCUCAGAGCGUGGCCGGGGCGAGGGAGGUCGUCGUAGACGACAAGGCUAUUGAAUUCCUGUCGUCCCAGUGCGAUGGUGACGCCAGAGUGGCCUUAAAUGCCCUCGAAAUAUCCGCGACCACAGCUGCUGCGCGAUCAGAUGAAUUGGUGGCUCGAAUUAGCCUGGAAGAUGCCAAAGAGGCACUUCAAUCCAAGCACAUUGCUUAUGACAAAGCAGGGGAGGAGCAUUAUAAUCUGAUUAGUGCAUUGCAUAAGUCUAUGAGGGGGAGUGAUGCUGAUGCUGCCAUUUACUGGCUGGCACGGAUGUUGGAAGGAGGGGAACAGCCUCUAUACAUUGCUCGCCGGCUCAUUAGGUUUGCAAGUGAGGAUGUGGGUUUGGCUGACCCCUCCGCUCUCAUGCAGGCUGUAGCUUGUUAUCAAGCUUGCCAUUUUAUCGGUAUGCCUGAGUGCAAUGUUAAUCUUGCUCAGUGUGUUGCUUAUUUGGCUUUGGCCCCCAAGUCAGUGUCUGUUUACCGGGCAAUUGAGGCUGCACAGAAGGUAGUGAGUGAAUCGGUUGGCCAGAAUGAAGGAGUGCCUCUGCAUCUAAGGAAUGCACCGACUAAGCUAAUGAAGGAACUUGGAUAUGGGAAGGGCUAUAUCUACCCUCCUGACAAUCCUGACUCAUCAUCACAGUCCUAUUUGCCACCAUCCCUUCAAGGUUAUAAGUUCCUCCAUUUGCCGGGGGCCCCUGACAAUAAUGGAUGAUGAUGCAGUUAAGAGACAUACUUUUGGAACUUCUGAAGAUAGUAAAUUAUAAGACUUGCGGAUGCCAGAGAAGGUGAAGAGCAAAUACUGUCCAUCCUGUUGCUAGAAAAUACGUAGAUGAUGCUUUGUUUCAAUCACGUUGGUUUUGAGAAAGGUGGGAGAAUUCCUGGAAGUUAUUUUGUCCAUAGUCUUGGGCUACUUUGUAUUUUGAAACCCUCCAAAGCAUUAGAAUGAAGGGAGCGAAUGGAGGAUUAACUACAACGAGCUCUCUGAAAUUUCAUAGCAAUGUGAACAGCUGAGCUGUGCUGGUUAAUUGGCCUAUAUGUUGCAUUUUGCAGCCAGUUUAGCUUGAAAUCUUGAGAAAUCUUUAUUUGAUAAUUAAGCCUACGUUCGUCUUGGAUAUUUUAACUGGGAUUAUCCCGGAGUGAUAGCAGCCCACCACUGCAGCGAAGUCAUGUGGCUUGUGACGGCAUUCAUCUUUCACAAGGUUUGUUUACAUACUCAUUUUUUUCCUUUUUAUUUUUUCCUUAGUUGAUUACCCGUUUCAUGUUAGUGAAAAAUGUUGAAAUGAUUCCACCAAGCCUUGAUUCUAAGUGGGGAAAAGCAACUGGAUCAGGGAUUUCACUAUGGUCUCUCUUCUCCGAUACUGUGAUGUUCUUGUAAGUUAUGAAUGUACGAUAGAUCAUUCCAUGUUAGCGAAUGUACCUGUCUUCGUUUCAUAUUUUUGAUUCACCGUGCCGAGUUUCUCAUCUGUAAAGAUUCCUGGAUUUCUGGGUAUCUGAUAUUUGUCUUUAAUAGGUGUCGUCACCAAUUGACUGCACAAAGCCUUUGUGAAAACUCUAAAGCUUACUACGGCUUUGGAGAAGAUGUGUUGAAAAUAUGUAAUCUUGCAUGAUUAUCUAGUAUUCUUGGAUCA